Molecule: messenger RNA, 1983 nt
Organism: Egretta garzetta (little egret)
Lineage: Eukaryota; Metazoa; Chordata; Aves; Pelecaniformes; Ardeidae
Gene: SYNPO
Product: synaptopodin
Exons: 5
Coding region: 1-1983 (660 amino acids)
Biological process (GO): spine apparatus assembly; modification of dendritic spine; positive regulation of actin filament bundle assembly
Cellular component (GO): spine apparatus; actin cytoskeleton; stress fiber
Molecular function (GO): actin binding
Source: RefSeq, a predicted model, not a curated record
AUGCUGAAGGCAACGCUCCGGCAGCCCUGCCUGCAAACCCAGCCCAGCUGCCCCACACCCGUUGAGGCUGCGCAAAACCUGUGUGUCUGCGGGAUGGCCGAGAGGGAUGCCGAAGGGAACACUGGCUGCCGACAGGAGACGGGGAGCAGAGGGGGGCAGAGGUGCCGACAGCUCCAGGAUGCUCCUGCCUCCGAGCUGGUCGAGCAGGAGGGAUGGUUGGGGCCACUGGGAGGGACAGGGCUCAACGGGGCUGCGCCGGACCCUGCACUGGAUGGCAGCAACCUGGCCUCAGUGGCUGAGCCCGCAGCCCCCCCAAAAUGCCCUGGCUCUGCCCCAGAGCUGCCCCCCGCAGCGGCCACCCCUGUAGCUGACCCCAGCCAGGAGUGGAAAGUGGUGAAGAUCCAACGGGUCCUCAUCAACCCCACCGGCGAGCUGAGGAAAGCAGGUCUCUCCCGCAGUGCCAGCCUCUCCGAGAAGGAGCUGAAGGAGGCGAAGGCGCGGAGCCAGAGGAUCGCGGCACAGCUCACCACGGCGCCCGGCCCCAGCUCCAAGGGCAUGCUGCCAGUUCCCCCCCUGAGCUGUGGGAUGAGUGGACCAAACCCCCUACCCAAAACGGGGAUCCUGGAGGAGUCAGCCGCCCGGAGAGCCAGCAAAAAGUCCAUGUUCACCUUCGUCGAGAAGCCGAAGCUGGGCCCCAACCCCGAUCUGCUGGACCUGGUCCAGAGCGUGGACAGCAGGAAGAAGCAGAAGGAGCAGGGGGAGCCUGGUGCUGAGGAUGAGCCCUUUGCCCUUGGGGCUGAAGCCGCAAACUUUGUCCCCAGCAGCGUGGCCAGGGGCAGGCAGCACCUCCCGCCAGCUGACGAUGCCCCAGCGUGGUCCUCCUGCCUCAAGUCCCCCACCAUCCAGCCCAAGCCGAAGCCACAGCCCAGCCACAACCUCAGCGAAGCGAGAGGCAAGGGGGCUGAGCUCUUCGCCCGCCGGCAGUCCAGGAUGGAGAAGUUCAUCAUCGAGGCUCCCUCCCAGCCCAAGCUGCUGCGGUCCCCGUCGCCCACCAUGUCCCUGCCUCCCUCCUGGAAGUAUGAUACCAAUGCUUGCCUGUCACCCAUGGUCUCCAGACAUGCCUCCAAGAGUCCCUCCAGGCCCUCCAAAACCCCUCCAGCGUCUCUCUAUGGCAACAAUCUGAUGGAGAACGAGGUGUCCCAGAAGGAGCUAGAGAUCUCCAAGCACCAGCCCUACCAGCUCCAGUCUUCACUCUUCAUCCUCUCCCCAUCCAAGGGGUCAGCGAGGUCCAUGCCCCAGGAGAUGCCUCCACCCAGACCCUCUCUUCCUGAUGCCUACCCCUACCCCCAGCAAACCUCCUGCCCAACCUCUCCAUUGCCUCCUUCCCCCGUUUGGCAUCCCCCUGCUGCGCCCAGCGCCGGCCAGACCACCUCCAGCCCCUUCCCCAGUGCCACCAGGGCUCAGCCCCUGACUCACGGCAGCCGUGCUGGUCCCGGAGCCCCGACCGAGGUGCUGCUGGCCUCCCCGUGCCGCCUGCUGCCACCCCGAGCAAAGGGGGGCUUCCAGGCACCCCGGCCCUCCUACUCUACCAGGAACGCCGGCAUCGAGCCGCAGGAAAGGCGGCUGUCCCUCCCCGCCUCACCCACCUGGACACCCCGGCUGGCGCGGUGCCCGGGCAGCCUGGACGGCUGGGCCAGCCCGGCCUCGGUGCCCGACCUGCUGCCCCCCGGUGUGUCCGGCCCUGUCCCCAGGCUGUCCCCCAGCCCCAAGAGCCCCCUGCCAUCCCCCGUGGUGGGCGGGCGGUCCUCGGCCAAGCGCUACACCUCCCGGUCCCCGACGGACUCGGACGGCUCCCUCGACUCCGAAGACUCGGGGGCCAAGAGCCCGGGCAUCCACAGCUUCAACCUCUGCCCGCGGGGCUGGACCAGCAGCCUGCGCCUGAAGCCAGGAGGGCUGCCCUCGGGGGCCCCCUGCACCUCCUAG